GGUUUUUCGCUUGUCAAUUUGGUCACGUACAAAACAUCAAACUCUGGUUGAUACGGUCAAUAGAUUUCUACGAAAUUUUUCUGUUUCAAAAUUAGAACCGGAGGCUAUUUAUUAAUAAAAUUAACAAUACGUGGUCCACCUCCGCCCCUUUUGAGUCUUCCUCAUUGUUUUGGGAACGUGGCUCCCUUCCCACCCCUCCUUAAUCACAAAUAACACAGUAUCAUGUCUUUGUAGGUUUUCUUUUACAUAUUUACCUAUCUUCCUUGAGAUAAACUACCAUGGACAAAGCGAAAAUGUCCAUUAUUCGUCGUUCUUUUCACUUUUAGUUUCGCUUUUUGCACGCUGUAGUUGUAUAGCCACUAUCCCGUCCCACCCCCUGCAGUGGAAGAUUCUUGAAAUUUUUGCAUGAAGCUUUACUUGACGUACCUUCCGGAAAAACAAAUCGAUUUCUAAAAAUGGCGGACGAACAUGACCUCGCGCUUGAAACUCUUCUCCUGUUUAUUACUUGAGUUUUAUGCGUAAUACUUGCACAAUACGCUGGCCAAAACGUGCUACGGCCUACGAAAGAGAGUUGGAUUGAGCUCAAAAAGGUUUAAAUCGUUAUCAGCUUACUCUUAACGACCAAAAAUAGCAAAUGAGCCAAUACAGUUGGCGUCGCUUCAUCGACGAAUGAGAUUCGAGAACAUACAACAACAAGAAGCGAUUAUUCAGGGCUAUCAACAGCUGUAUGAGAAGAGCUUCAUACCUGACACGAAAAAUAGUUUUAUGGUUCAAUGUGGCAGCUUUUUCAAUUUAAUCUCGAAAGGAAACUUUAGAACUGGAUUGCGUUAUUUUCAACUGAAUCGUGCUUGCCAGCUCGUCAGACGUGCGAAACAAAGCGACUUCCGGUGAUCAAGGUAUAAAACAUAGUUGCGGAGCUUAAAUUUCCUGAAAGAUCGACAGUUGUGUGUUGUGUGGGAAGUAUUUCUGCGUUCAAGAUCAAGAAGUUACUGAUUCUUACGUGAACGUGGCCGGAAUUUCAAGUGUAUACACCGUUUUAAGGCUUGUUUCGGUAGACUACAACUACACCGAUCGAAUAAGUUUUUCACAGACGAACAAAUUUGAGACGUAAACGUUGCCUUACUAGCAAGACUGACGCGAACAUGUGGGAUAGAUAUUAUGUUACGAUGCGGAACAAAGCUGGAGAGUCUAAGUUUUCGACGGGCAACAUGAAGCUGGAAAAAGCGAAGUUUUAUAUACAAGCUUUUGUUUUACUUUAUUUGUUUGUGUAUACAUCGGCGGAGGCACAGUUAGGAUGUUCGGUAACCCGCGCUCGAUUUGGAGAUCGCUUUGUUUUCUUCAAUUACUCAGGAACUUGUAACAGAGGAAUAAAUCCGUGUAAACAGAUCGACGGUGUGUGGAGAAACUCAGCGAGAAACUGUUUAUGCCAGUGUGUGAGGUCAAACAGUACUUACAGAGAAGAUCUGCGAUCUUGUGUCGAAAACGAAGCUAGUCGUGAAGAGUGUGAUUUGUUCUUCCUUAAAGAACAAGAUUCACAGCCUCUGAGAGUAUUCAACAAUUCUAGUUCCAUUAAACUGAAAAGUCUACCCAAAGAAGAUUGUUUCGUAACAGGAACAGCUUAUCUUGUGGCUGAUAGCUCUGUUACCUGGCAACAAUUUAAAGGCAACAAGCUGCCAUUUUUCAUUCACCAUGAAGACAGGAAGAGGCCCAAACAUGCUCACUCCUUGCAAUGGAGAGGGAAGCCAGUGGCUGAGUUAUUUGGAAAAGUUGUCAAAGUCGAUGUUCAGUGUCAGAGAACCAGAGGACGAGGAAGUGACACACUCAAAAAGCUGUGUAUUAUGUUCAAAGUGAAAGGAAGUUCCACCAACUUGCCUUGUAGAUAUUUAUUGCCCCUGGCAGAAGUAACAACUGCCACUGACAGUCCACCAGAGUCAAAUAUAUAUAGCGAGGCCUCAAGUCCUAAACCACCCCAAAACAAAGCUAAGAGUGAAGACUAUGAUUAUGCAAAACCUGAGGGCAUCAUUGUACUGACAGGAAGCCGUUCAAGUUUAGACAAUCUUGAUUCACAUAAAGACACUGAUGUGGAGCCUAAGGGAGGUUAUGUUGAAACAAGAGACUUUGAACCUAAGAGCCCUCCCUCUCCACUGUAUGCAGUUGUUGAGGGGCCCAACUCGCCUAAGUCACCAGGAGUUACCUCUGAGGGAACGCCAUCAGAAAAUGAACCUAAUGAUCUCUCAGGAGAUUAUAUUGAAGUGCUCCCAGACACAGAAAAUGAGAACAGGGAUGCUGAAACGUGA
Molecule: messenger RNA, 2297 nt
Organism: Orbicella faveolata
Lineage: Eukaryota; Metazoa; Cnidaria; Anthozoa; Scleractinia; Merulinidae
Biological process (GO): imaginal disc-derived wing hair organization
Cellular component (GO): cell cortex
Source: RefSeq, a predicted model, not a curated record